AUGUCUGACCUCGUUUCGUGUUUCUUCGGUUUCUCCCUAGCGAUGUUAAUCCUCCGCAUGCUCAAGAACUCCCAUUAUAAUGCUGUAAGCUCACUACUCUUCACCUCGUCAUGCUAUGUCUUAUCAGGAAACGAAUCGACUUGGGGUGCAGCUCAAGUUUUGCUUUUUCGGUGCUCAUUUUCUACUGAUUCGAGUAUUAGCAGUUUUUAUGGAUUUUUCAAUGGGGAGAAAGUUGGGAAAAUUAUUAAAGAGGAUAGAUGGGAUGAUUUUCAGCUGUUGAGGUUAUUUGAAUCGAAGUUGGCCCCUGUUUGGGUGUCCAAGAUGUUGAUAGAGCUGAAAAAUGAUCCUUUAUUGGCUUUCAAAUUGUUCCGAUGGGCCGAAUCACGAAACGGAUUUCAUCACACGACCGAAAAUUUCUGCUUGAUUGCUCAUAUUUUGUUCUGUUCGAAAAUGUACUCGGAUGCCCACAAUGUUCUUACACGACUAGUUACUCUACAUAAAAAUAGUGAAAAUGGCACCGAAAUUUUUUCUUGCUCUACUGUCAUUGAUGUUCUUUGGUCGACCAGGAACGUUUGCUUUCCUAAUUACGGUGUAUUUGAUGUGUUAUUUACCGUAUUUGUCGAGUUGGGGUUGCUAGAGGAAGCUAGGGAGUGUUUCUUGAAUAUGAGAAAAUUCAGAGUUAUUCCGAAACUGUGGUCUUGUAAUAUUCUUCUGCAGAAAUUUUCGAAAGCAGAAAAAGGGGUCUCGGCAAAAAAGUUCUUUACUGAUAUGGUUGGGGCUGGAAUUAGCCCGUCGAUUUAUACUUACAACAUAAUGAUUGGUCUUUUUUGCAGAGAAAAGGAUUUAAAAGCAGCAAGAACCUUGUUUGCUAGAAUGAAGGAAGUAGGCAUAACGCCCGAUAUUGUUACUUAUAACUCUCUUAUAGAUGGAUAUGGAAAAAUCGGCCAACUGUGUGAGGCGAUUUGUAUAUAUGAGGAGAUGAAAACGGUGAACUGCUCUCCCGACAUAAUUACGUACAAUACAUUGAUUAACUGUUUUUGUAAAUAUGAGAAUUUGCCGAAGGCCUUUGAAUACCUUAGAGAGAUGAAGGAAAGGUUUAUUAGACCGAAUGUCGUGACUUACAGCACGUUCAUCGAUGCUUUUUGCAAAGAAGGAAUGUUAAAUCAUGCUAUUAAGUUUUUUGUGGAUAUGAGGCGAGUAGGACUCUCUCCUAACGAAUUCACAUAUACUUCUCUUAUCGAUGCUAGUUUUAAAUCAGGAAAUGCAGAUAAUGCCAUUAAGUUUGUGAAGGAAAUGCUUGAAGCUACUGUAAGGUUAAAUAUUGUGACAUUUACGGCUUUAAUCGAUGGUUUAUGUGAAGGCGGGAAAAUUAAGGAAGCCGAAGAGAUUUUUGAGGUUAUGAUUAGAGAAGGGUUGGUAGCUAACGAGAAAAUAUACACGGCUCUCAUGCAUGGAUACAUUAAAUCCGGAAAAAUAGACGAUGCAUUGAAGAUUUUGGGGAAAAUGAAAGAAAAUAAAAUCGUGCCCGAUUUAGUUUUCUACGGGACGUUAGUUUGGGGGCUUUGUAAUGCAAGGAGAUUCGAAGAGGUCGACUCGUUGUUGGACGGAAUGAAGGAAAAUAAAUUCGAGGCUAGCGAAGUAAUUUACACGACGCUUAUAGAUUCCUAUUUCAAGGCAGGAAAAGUUGAAGAAGCACGAAAGUUGCUCGAUGAAAUGCGCAAAAAAGGUAUGGGCCCUACAGCCGUGACUUACGGCUCGUUGAUUAAUGGUUUAUGCAGAUUGGGAUUUGUUGAGGAAGCAAUUGGUUAUUUCAAUAGUAUGAAAAGUUCUAAUUUGCAGCCUAAUGUUGUGAUUUACACGUCGUUAGUUCACGGGCUGUGCAAAAACGGACGCGUAGAGGAUGCUAAAAGGAUUUUUUCAGAAAUGACCGAAAAGGGCUUGAUCCUUGAUGUAAUUGCUUACACGUCGUUGAUUAUGGGGACUAUAAAGCAAGGAGAUUUUCAGGAGGCUUUCGAACUUGUAAAGAGAAUGAGUGAAGAUGGGUUGGAUUUGGAUCUUCAUGCGUACACUUGUUUAAUUUCGGGGCUCUCCAAAUGCGGUAGGGUUAAGGAAGCUAAGGAUUUGCUUUCUGAGAUGAUUGAAAAGGGAAUUGAGCCAGAUGAAGUUGUUUACGGCUGUCUUAUUCAUAAGUACAAUGAGCUUGGCAAGAGGGAAGAAAGCGAGGCCUUGCUGAAUGAGAUGGUGGAGAAAGGUCUCAGCAGUAUUAAAAUUUAA
Striga asiatica is the source of this 2274-nucleotide messenger RNA. The record is from the annotation of a GenBank genome assembly. NCBI's taxonomy places the organism in Eukaryota, Viridiplantae, Streptophyta, Magnoliopsida, Lamiales, Orobanchaceae.